CUUUGUGAAGAGGCCCAUCAUACACUAAAGACUCCCUGUGAAAUUGUAUCACAAACCAUUUGGAAUUCGCACUCAUAUCAACGCGCCGGCGAAACAAAAACCUGGCCGGCAAAAUCAGGCGGAGCGUCGUCACAGGAAGGAAGGGUGAGAAGGAUACAGAUCAGAUACUACUAGCUUGUUAAAACUGCAUCGUUUUUCGGCAAUUAGUCACCAUUUUGAUUGAAUAAAAACAUGAGGAUUACUACGUUUUCGAGAUAUAUUCGCCGUCUCCCUCGGCCUAGAGCAUUUAUGCCUCUGCAAUCUCGAGCCUUCCAGCCUGAUGUUGCUACUAGAGAUUCUAAUGCCAGGCCAAUUAAGUACAAAAUUCCUCAAUCUUAUGACCCUUAUGGCCCUAGACCUUCACCUUCAGACAAAAUCGUCCAGCUUGCGGAACGUAUCGCAGCGCUAUCGGAGGAAGAACGCGGUCAUAUUAUGCCUACUUUGUCGGAAAGAUUAAAGCUUCCUAAGCUGGAGCCGAUUUCAACUGAAGGCAUGGACUUGGGUUCAGACGGCGGUGCUGGGCCAAAGGUUGAGGAGAAAAAGGCAGAGAAGACGGCUUUUGAUGUCAAGUUAGAGAAAUUUGAUGCUGCUGCAAAGAUCAAGGUGAUUAAGGAGGUGAGAGCAUUUACUAACUUGGGAUUGAAAGAAGCUAAAGAUCUUGUUGAAAAGGUACCAACUGUUCUUAAACAAGGAGUCACAAAAGAAGAGGCUAAUACUAUUAUAAAAAAAAUAAAAGCCGCCGGAGGAGUUGCAGUUAUGGAGUAGAUUUUUCAGUUUUUGGAUUAAUGGCCUAGAUCACAAAUUUUUCUUGAUGGUGAGUGUGUUUUUAACUUACCAUAUGCAUGGUGAAGUAAUGGUUAGAAAAAAUUUCUCAGGAGAUGAAGUGGAUUUAAACUUUCAGAACUGAUUGUUGGAUAAUCUGUUUGAAUAAAAAAAAAAUCUCUGUCUGAGUUUUUCUGGGUAAUCAUACUCACUUGUAACUGUUGUUUUAGUUUGACAUUUGCAAUAGUCACAUCUAUUUUUACAAAUGAAAAUUUUCUGGAACAUGUAAUUUUCAUUUUAGUUAUUUGAGAAUCUUGUGGUUGAUAUGCCAAACUUUUUUGGUCUUCUAUGUAGAUUGAUGAUCUACUUAUCUAGAAUUGUGCCUUUAUUUUU
This is a messenger RNA of Vicia villosa (hairy vetch), 1194 nucleotides long. RefSeq lists its product as uncharacterized. Gene Ontology annotation, biological process: translation. NCBI's taxonomy places the organism in Eukaryota, Viridiplantae, Streptophyta, Magnoliopsida, Fabales, Fabaceae. The transcript has 2 exons. Gene Ontology annotation, molecular function: structural constituent of ribosome. Bases 232 to 804 code for a protein of 190 amino acids. The record is from RefSeq and is a predicted model, not a curated record. Gene Ontology annotation, cellular component: ribosome.